Messenger RNA from Amphiprion ocellaris (clown anemonefish), 3732 nucleotides. RefSeq names its product programmed cell death 6 interacting protein (gene pdcd6ip). Gene Ontology annotation, cellular component: endosome. NCBI's taxonomy places the organism in Eukaryota, Metazoa, Chordata, Actinopteri, Pomacentridae. Gene Ontology annotation, biological process: mitotic cytokinesis. Gene Ontology annotation, molecular function: protein binding. The coding region runs from base 105 to 2783 and encodes 892 amino acids. The record is from RefSeq and is a predicted model, not a curated record. The transcript has 19 exons.
UCCCUGUCAGAAUCCAGGAAGUGGAUCGCUCGCUGUUGUUUGUGUUCCUUGGUCGCUCUUCGUGUCUAUUUUUCUGAUUCGAUUCUGCGCUUUUACGGGACGAAAUGGCGACGUUUAUUUCAGUCCCGUUAAAAAAAUCCUCCGAGGUCGAUCUGGUGAAACCGCUGUCGAAAUUUGUCACAGCCUCGUAUCCUGCGGCCGAGGAGCAGGGAGAGUAUCUCCGCGCCGUGGAGGAGCUCAACAAGCUCCGCAAGAACGCGCUGGGAAGGCCGCUGGACAAACACGAGAGCUCCCUGGAGAUUAUUCUCAGAUACUAUGACCAACUGUGUGCUGUUGAGCCCAAGUUCCCCUUCUCUGAAAACCAGCUCUGCUUAACCUUCACAUGGAAGGAUGCCUUUGAUAAAGGAUCACUGUUUAGCGGCUCAGCCAAGCUCGCUUUGGCCAGUUUGGGCUACGAGAAGACGUGUGUGCUGUUCAAUGUCGCAGCUCUGGCCAGUCAGAUCGCUGCAGAGCAGAAUCUGGACAACGACGAGGGACUGAAGGCUGCAGCCAAAUUCUAUCAGCUGGCCAGUGGAGCGUUUGGUCACAUCAAGGACACGGUGCUCUCUGCUCUGAACAGGGAGCCCACCGGGGACAUCUCCCCUGAGACUGUAGGCGCUCUGAGCCUCAUCAUGCUGGCCCAGGCCCAGGAGGUCUUCUUCCUCAAAGCCACGUCAGAUAAGAUGAAGGAUGCUGUCAUUGCGAAGCUGGCCAAUCAGGCGGCAGAUUUCUUCGGCGACGCCUUCAAGCAGUGUCAGUACAAAGACAACCUCUCCAAGCAUCAGUAUUUGACGGGAAGUUUGAAGCAUACGGCUUUCUUAUGUUAUUUUUAUUUUCAGGAAGUGCUGCCUGUGCUGGCGGCCAAGCACUGCAUCAUGCAGGCCAACGCCGAGCUGCACCAGAGCAUCCUGGCCAAGCAGAAGAAGCGCUUUGGAGAGGAGAUCGCUCGUCUGCAGCACGCAGCAGAGCUGGUGAAGACGGUGGCGUCUCGUUAUGACGAGUACGUGAGCGUCAAGGAUCUGAGUGACAAGAUUAACCGAGCUCUCACUGCAGCCAAAAAAGACAAUGACUUUAUCUACCACGACCGUGUGCCUGAAGUCAAGGACCUGGAUCAUAUUGGCAAAGCAGCGCUGGUCAAAGCUACGGCCAUCACACCUCCACUCAGCCAGAAAUUCACAGACUUGUUUGAGAAGAUGGUUCCCAUGGCCGUGCAGCAGUCGAUGAGCAUUUACAACCAGAGGAAAGCUGAGACUGUGAACAGACUGGUGGGAACGAUGAGGGAAGCCACCAACCUCUGCAACGGGGUGUUGGCAUCCCUAAACCUGCCAGCUGCUCUAGAGGACCUGUCUGGAGACUCUAUCCCACAAUCCAUUGCUGAGAAGGCCAGAUCCAUCGUGCAACAGGGAGGGCUGCAGAGCAUCGAGCAGCUAAUCAAAGACCUGCCUGAGCUGUUGACUCGCAACAGAGAGAUCCUGGACGAGUCUCUGAAGAUGCUGGACGAUGAAGAGACAACAGACAACGAGCUGAGAACCAAGUUCAACCAGCGCUGGAGUAGAACCCCCUCUGGAGACCUGUACAAGCCCCUUCGUACAGAGGGUGCUAACUUCCGCAACAUCUUGGACAAGGCGGUGCAGGCCGACCAGGUGGUGAAAGACCGCUACAACACCCACUGUGACAUGAUCACCCUGCUGUGUAAACCCGAGAACGAGCUCAAUGCUGCCAUCCCCUCCGCCAACCCGACCAGGACACUGCAAGGCAGCGAGGUGGUGAAUGUGCUGCGCUCCCAGCUCGCUCAGCUGGACGAGAUAAAGAAGGAGAGGGAGACCUUGGAGGGGGAAAUCAAGGCCGUGACCUUCGACAUGUGCACCACCUUCCUGACGGCGCUCGCCCAGGACGGAGCCAUCAAUGAGGAGCAGCUGUCCCUCGCUCAGCUCGACCAGUUGUACAGCGCCUACAACCAGAGAGUACAGGCCAGCCUCCGUUCACAGGAAGAGCUGCUGGGACAAGUUCAGACGUCCCACCAGGAGUUCAGCAGUCUGAAGCAGUCCAACACGGAGGCCAACCAGAGGGAGGAGGUCCUGAAGAAGCUGGCUGCAGCCCACGACAGCUACGUUGAGAUCAGCAGCAACCUGCGCGAAGGCACCAAGUUCUAUAACGACUUGACAGAAAUCCUGCUUAAGUUCCAGAACAAAUGCAGCGACAUCGUUUUCGCUCGUAAGACAGAGCGGGAUGAACUCCUCAAGGAGCUGCAGCAGAGCAUCGCUCGAGAGCCCAGCGCUCCAUCCUUCAACGUUCCUGCCUAUCAGAGCACCCCUGCUGCCCCCGCUGGCGGCCCAACCCCGGCUCCCAGAUCUGUCUUUGUCCAGCAGCCUCAACAACCUCAGCCGCCAAAGCCCCAACCUCCAGCCAGACCACCUCCGCCGACCUUCACCCCUCAGGCUGCCGCCACCAACCCCACCACUACACCACCUACUGGCGCUCCCAGCAACAACCCACCACCUGUGGCCCCGCCCACCCAGGCCCAGGGACCACCUUACCCGACCUACCAAGGCUACCCAGGGUACUCGCACUUCCCGAUGGGCUACAACCCCUACGCUUACGGCCAGUAUAAUAUGCCGCCCUACAUGCCCUACCAGGGGACCCCAGGACAGGGCGGAUACCCAGGAGCCCCUCCAGUAGGACAGCCCUACCCCGGCUACCCCCAGCAGCCCCCACAGCAACAGCCCUACUACCCUCAGCAAUAACUCUCCUCCCGAUCGCCUCAUUCCUCUUCUCACAUGUUAACACCAAAUAAAAUAUGUCCCCAGCAAUAACACUUCAUCUCCAUCAGUCCUUCCCCCCUCUUAUACUUUCUGUCUCACUAACAGCAACUGUUCGAAGGCGGACCUCAGAGCUGCUUCGCACUUCUCCCUGAAAACCUUUUUAUUACUUUAGUGUACUUUAUUCCAUACUCCAAAAAAAAAUGUCUUUCUUUUUCAUCUCAUAUUUCCUGGAUUCUGACGGCACUUUCCCUAGAAGAUCUUUAUCAGUGCACUAACCCCCUCCUCUUUCCUGUGAGGUUAUUUUUUACGUACUCAUUUUUCUAAUGGUUUUGUUGAUUUUGUUUAAUUUAAAUUCUAACCCGUUUCCUCUGAUAACUGACUGGAGCUGGACUGCUGUACAACACUCACGGAGGGACACAGAAUUCCCAAAAUGGCUCUUCGGUUCCUGGUUUCUGGAAGCGUUUGUGUGUGUUGGGUGGGUGGACGGACGGAUGGAUGGUCAUGACUGGUCACACCACUGAUGGGAGGCCACAUCCUCACUCCCCCCCCCCCACCUACUCAAUCAACCCCCAGCGCUCCUAUAUCAACUAUAUUCCUAUUUUUGUAAUGAAUACUGAUGCCUCACUGAUGUAUAAACCGAUAAAAAUGAAUGGCCUGCAGGUUUUCUAAUGUAGUUGAUGACUGUUGAGAGUUGUGCUCUUUUUCUUCUCGCUUUUUUGUCUCUCUCUGUCACCCGGGGAAUGUGGGUUUAUUUCUGUGUUACAAUCAGAGGCUGUACAAGUGGGAGAAAUGGUUCUAUUAUAUAAAUAUAUGUAUAAAUAAGACUCUGUUUGUGGUUAACCGAGACACUCUGUAUGCUGCACUCUCAUGCUCUUUGUGUUUAUUUUUAUUCCUCAGCUCUAAUGUGAUUAAAAACAACUGCCAGCCAGAA